Messenger RNA from Oxyura jamaicensis (ruddy duck), 1111 nucleotides. Its product is annotated as repetin-like. Lineage: Eukaryota; Metazoa; Chordata; Aves; Anseriformes; Anatidae. Bases 95 to 1111 code for a protein of 338 amino acids. Gene Ontology annotation, biological process: positive regulation of cell cycle G1/S phase transition; regulation of phosphatidylinositol 3-kinase/protein kinase B signal transduction; cellular response to cytokine stimulus. The record is from RefSeq and is a predicted model, not a curated record. Gene Ontology annotation, cellular component: cytoplasm. Gene Ontology annotation, molecular function: transition metal ion binding; calcium ion binding. The transcript has 4 exons.
CGAUUCUUCCCCCAGUUCCCACUCACAGAGGCAAGCUGAGCUCCCAUCCUUAGGUCCGCUACUUUUCUUGCAGGCUUCGUGAAUCUGCAGGAAGAUGUCUCACUUCUUAGACAGCGUUUCCAUCAUCAUUAGCACUUUUUGCAAACACGCAAAGGAAGAUGGAGACCAGUCCAAACUCAGUCGAAGGAGGAUGAAAGAGUUCAUCCAGAAGGAGUUUGCAGAUGCCUUAGUGAACCCACAUGACCCUCAGACGAUUGACAAGAUUCUGCAGUUUCUGGAGUGGGAUGGGGAUGGGGAAAUAGAUUUUAACGAGUUCCUGCUUUUGGUAUUCAGAGUGGCUAAGGCCUGCUACUGGUACCUGCAGAAGGGACCAUGCCUUCUGCAAAAAACAAAGCUGAUAACCAGUGGCAAGACACUGCAAGAGCCUGAAAUUAAGAAUAGAGGGAGCCGUCAGCAGCUGCAGGAAGAGGAACCACGAACCCGUGAGACCAGUCGCCAUCCCCCCUGCGAACCUGAGCCACAGCGAGACACCAGGAUCCAGGAGCUUGAAACGCUAGAGGAGACAGAGAGUCAUCACCAGCAAUGCACCACACAAAGCAGAGACGAUGCAAAACGAAGCACAAGGACGAGAGAGCUGAUCCCUCAGGUACAUGAAGAGAGAAGCCAAGAGCCAUGCGACCAACGUAACAGCCAGAGAAGACGUCAGCCACCUGAGCAGGACAGGCUAGAAGAUUUACAACACCGCAAGUGCGGCAGCUCGAAGACCAGUGGAGUGGCCACCAGCCACGUGAGCCAGCACUACCAGCAUAUGAUCAAAGAAACCAUCAGCCACAACACCAACAAGCAGUGGCAAAUGGAGGAAGAGGUCGUUGGCCACAUGAACCAGAAGAAGCAGAUAGGGGAAGUCACAACCGACCAGAAGAAGAGGAACAAGAUGAGACUCAAUACAGAGAAAAUCAGAGAGACAAAUAUCAGGUACAGAAGUGUGAAGAAGAAGAUGAUGCAAAGAGAAACGAUCAGCCAAAGAGACGCCCAAAAGAAGUGUAUGAAACAGAAUGUAGUCUGCAACAAGAUGAUGAACAAGAUAGAAGGAGAAGCCGCGAAGCCGUGA